CUUUAUCCAGCUUUUGAACACCGCAUUCUCAACGGCACCAGCAUCAUAUUAUGUCGGAUUUAUUCUAAGUGAUGAUAUCCUAUAGUUAUCUCUAACCUUGAAUCACCAAUGCGCAAGACGCUUCGCCGAUCCUGCGCAGCUUGUGCCAAAGCAAAGCACAGUUGCGAUCUUCGAACCCCAAAAUGCUCACGUUGCGUGAAGAGAAAUUGCGACUGCGUUUACGCCAACGAGCCACUCACUUCGACGAGAGCUCCCAUUGCGGAUCAUGGGAAUAUAUCUCACGCAUCCCACGCAUCAAUGGUCCGUAGUUGGCCUCUACUCCUAAGUAGAAGUGGGAGAAGCGUGUCAUCGGAUGCCUCGGACAUGUCAAUGUUUUUCGAAGCACAUAUAUUCGAUCCAUUCGGGUCCUACCCUCCAACAAAUCUGCCUCAUCUCCGUGUUCAAGGUCUCAUGCAGCAUUUCUUGUCAAAAAUCGCAUUUCAGUACUAUCCUUUAGAUCUCAAUCCAUCUUCAAACCCCUUCGUCACAUCGUGGUGGCCGUUGGCUCUCAAUGACCCCGCAUUAUUUCAUGUAACUCUCCAGACGGCUUCCCUGGACGAUGAACUCCAUGCCAUGAAAGGGUUUCCACACUCGGAGCUUCUUAUGAAAGACUCCGUUUCCCUCUUGAGACAUAAAAUUCAGGACCAGUCACUCGCAUAUCAAGAUGCAACUAUGAAUGCAGUUGUUACUUUAGCGGCCAUCGAGCAUGGAAAAGGGAACCUGCACGUGAGCAAAGUGCAUAUCGAUGGAGUCAAACGUAUGGUCGCUUUCAGAGGUGGAUUAUCCAAAGUCAAACAGACAAGCCCGCUUACAGCAAGAAUGGUGCCUUGGGUGUCCUUGCUGGUCAGUGGAUCGCCUCAAUUCGAAACUCAAGAUGAUUUCGGAGAAGGGAAUGGAAUUUGCGCAAUACAGCAAUGGCAACGCCCAUUUUCCAGCGAAUGCAAUGAUCCAAAUCUCCUCGACUUCGAUGCUCUUGGCCUCGAUCCUGCCCUUUGCAACAUUGUCAACCGUCUCCGCUGCAUUCUUCACGAUCUAGCAAUUCUGUCAGUCACUGAUCUACACGAUCUGACUUGCUUUACUCUCCAUCGUUUGAUGAGUUUACCUCCUCACACAGGGGUUGAGUCUCAAUCACCGAACAUCUCUGAAUGUCUGCAGUACUCAAUUUCAGCUUACAUGCUCAUCCUCCAAGGAGCGACGUAUUAUUCCCACGCUCAUAUUCUCAAUGCUCUUGUCAUUCAAUUCCAACCUCAUCUCGGUCCUCUAUCAUCAAUUGGGGAAUGUCAGGACUCAUUGUUGCUCUGGCUCCUGUCAGUCGGAGCGGUCGCAUCGACUGGUACGAAUGAAAAUUACUGGUUUCGCGGAGAAGCAGCCGCAGUUUCAGCAGCACUUGACAUUCAAUGCUGGGGCGACGUCGAGGCACAUCUGAAAAGAAUUCUCUGGCACGAAACGAGAUCCCGAGAUGUCUUCCAGCAAAUAUGGAAGGAGAUCCUCGCAUUGGACUUACCACUCCACAGCUUGGCAGUCGCCGAAGACCAUGAAAAGCCGCGAAAUUUCUCAAACAUAGUCACGUGACACACAGCGGAGUCUAGUCCUAUUCGAUUAAACUCUCCACAUCCAUCGGAGAAUGGUCCUGUGCGAUUUUUGUACGAGCGCCAUUCGCCAUUAUAGCGUGGAGGGGCGGCAGACCCUAGUGCAGAUCAUUUUCGGAGUCUAGUCCUCUUCGGUCCAGGACUUCCAGUGCGUCCCAUCCAGGAACUUCCUUGGCGAACAAUAUGGAGAGGAUGAACCGACUGCAAAUUGUUUGCUU
Hyaloscypha bicolor E is the source of this 1846-nucleotide messenger RNA. RefSeq lists its product as uncharacterized. The transcript has 4 exons. NCBI's taxonomy places the organism in Eukaryota, Fungi, Ascomycota, Leotiomycetes, Helotiales, Hyaloscyphaceae. Gene Ontology annotation, biological process: regulation of DNA-templated transcription. The record is from RefSeq and is a predicted model, not a curated record. The coding region runs from base 109 to 1611 and encodes 500 amino acids. Gene Ontology annotation, molecular function: zinc ion binding; DNA-binding transcription factor activity, RNA polymerase II-specific.